Molecule: messenger RNA, 3458 nt
Organism: Klebsormidium nitens
Lineage: Eukaryota; Viridiplantae; Streptophyta; Klebsormidiophyceae; Klebsormidiales; Klebsormidiaceae
Source: the annotation of a GenBank genome assembly
AACUUUAUGGGCUGCGCAAAAAAUUCUAGAUAAAGGAAGGGCGCCAAGCUGGCUAGGUAGCCUGCAGCAGGCUGGCCGCCUGCAGCUGCUUCAUAGGAGCAUCAAUGUGCCCUGGGAACCCCAUAUCAUCAGCUUUUUCUGACGAACUCAGCUUAGGGGUAGCCACAUUCCAUGUAGGUAGAGCUGAGCUCUAACAAUGUCACCUGCAUCGCUGCAAAAGGAAAUGCUGUCUUACGCCAUCUGACACUGAUAUCAAAAGCUGACCUUUGUCAAGGUGGGGUGAGCUGGACCCUCCAAGAGGUUUUUCCAGCAUUUGAGCACUUCUACCAGGAGGAUAUUAAACUUGGAGGUUGAGUUUCCGGCUGCUGGUCGCCCCUAGAUCGAGAUUGGAAGCCUUCUCAAGUCACCCAAGUGUCAUCAUUGAGUGUAGUCGUGUCUUUCGAUUCUGGAGGAAAGUGCACGGCGAGUGACUCCAAGAGCGAACUUACGGUUCCUCUCACCUACAUUGCAAACAGCAGGUCACGGUCUAUGGUGGUGCAUUAUCCGAGCGCAGAAUCUCUCUAUCAGGUAUAGAUCUAAUUUAAGUCUGGUCCUGUCUUGUUGAGUCACACCAUCGAUGGCUAGCAAAUCAACGAUGGAGGUGCGAGCUUCACGGAAGGCUUUGCUCAUCUCGAUUGCAGUCUGCAACACCUGGAUGUGCGUCCAGGGGUACUCCUCUGAUGUGGACGCUCUCUUAGAGGUGAAGGAUGCGAUGGGAGGACCGUCGAGAGCUUUUGUUUCUUGGGAUCCUGACACGGAUCCUUGCAAUACAACGUGGUUGGGAGUGAGGUGCACAAGAGACCGAGUCACCAGCCUGGUUCUUGAUAACCAGACCCUGGACGGCACGGUGUCGCCGUCCAUUGCAGCACUCACAGAGCUCACCACUCUAGUUCUCAACUACAAUCGGCUUGGCGGCGUGGUUCCCGACAUGUUUGGAAACAUGACCAACCUGCGAUUUCUGGACCUUUCUCAGAACCGAUUUGGGGGCCGCAUUCCGCCUAGCCUCGGAAACGCCUCCAAUCUUAUAGCGAUCGUGUUGAGCUCCAACAACUUCAACCAGAGCAUCCCGACGUCGUUUGCCAGCCUGACGAAGCUGCAGUCGCUGAAUGUGUCCAGUAACGAUCUGCACGGAGCGUUUUUCGCACCGCUAGUCACACUGCCAGCUGUUCGAAUACUGGACUUAUCCACAAACUCCAUCAACGGAACCCUCCCAAACGUCAACGUCUCUUCGAGCCUAACUCUCCUGAACGUGGAAAAUAACCGACUAAGCGGGACGAUCCCACGGGCUUAUGUGUCCGACGGUCUCACCCUCCGUUUCUCUGGCAACUCCAACCUGCGCCUCCCAGCCAGCCUCGCCCCAGCUCCUGCCCCCGUUCCAAAACCCCCGCCGCCGCCGCCACCAGAGGUUGCCACGUCACCAGCGCCCGAAAGUUCCACGUCACCAGCGCCCGCUCCUCAGCCGCCGGCUGUCAGCAUUCCUGCAGCCACUCCCCCGAUAGUGACGGCGACGCCUAAACCCGCGGUUACGUUAAACCCGACGGUUAACUCGGUGGUUGCUACCCCGCAGUCGGCGAACCAGAGCUCGACAGCUGGCAAAGACGGCGGGGGCUCCAACACCGGCGUCAUCGUCGGGUCUUCGGUAGGAGUGGCGUUGGCGGCCGGUGUCAUUGUGGCGGCUCUGCUUGCGCUUCUGGCGCUCAGAAGGCGGCGCCGCGCAGGCGCGGAGUCCGCGGCCUACUUGCCCACGACGACAAAAGACACGUGGCAGCCGUUUCCGGACACGAGGCCGGUGACCCGGGGCUACGGGGGCGCUCGGAUCUAUCCGCUGCCGAUGCUCAUGCGAGGAACGCACGGCUUUGCAGAUUCACAGCAGGUCGGAACCAGUCCCGGCAACAAAGUAUACCUCGCCACGCUGCCAGAGAGCGAUCCACUGCUCGUCAAACGGAGGGAUCCCGCAAUCGCGGGCUUCCAGUCCAAGUCCGAGUUCGAGAAAGAGGUCGAGGAGCUGGGCCGUCUGAACCACCGGAACCUGGUCCCCCUCGCGGGCUGCUGCGACGACGACAAGGAGCGCAUCCUCAUCUUCGCGGCCCCAGCCACCACCACUCUCCGCGACCACCUCCGCCCCGACAGUGUAAACACCCCCGCCCAGUCCCCUGACUGGGCCGCACGCCUUGAGAUCGCUUCGGGCAUCGUGGGCGCCCUCGCCUAUUUACACUCCAAAUCCUCCCCCGAGCGCUUAUACGAGGAGCUCGCGUCCACGUCCGUGAUCCUGGACGAUAGCUUAUGGCCAAGGCUGGCAGAUUUCCACCUCGAGGGGGGUGCGGAUCCGGAAAGCCCACUGUCGAGCAGCGGGCGUAGCUUGCCGCGUACUCCUUCGGGGGGGCGCCGGCAAGGCGGUUCUGAUGGGGGGUGUUCCGGGGGACCGAAAUCUGUUCACGCCGACGUGUACAAUUUCGGAAUGAUCUUGCUGGAGCUGCUGGCGGGCCGGCCGCUCUUUUUGGCGGGCGUUCCUGUGGACAAGCGGAAUCUCGCGAGCUGGGUCCCUCCGUUGCUGAGCGUGCGGGAUUACGACUCGUUUCUCGACCCACAACUCGCGGGCGACUGCACGGAGCUCUCCCUCUCGGGCCUCUGCGAUCUGGCGCAGGACUGCAUCUCCGACCAAGAGAUGGUCCGCCCAUCGCUUCCCGAAAUCCAGCGGCGGCUUGCGCGGUGCGUGAGCCUCCAGAACCGGAACGACCGGACGGAAAGCGGAUUCCGGCCAUCGCCCCGGGUGGGAUUCUCGAAAGAGAAGGGGUGGGAAGAGGAGGAUGAGUACGAAGUGCGAGAUUUGCCCGACGGUGUGCCGAUCGGACAGGGGCUUGGGCGAGCGGCUUGGGACGCGGUGGGGCCUUCGUCGGGCGGGACGAGCGAUGCAGGGUCAACGCGGUGACGUUCCUAUAGGAUGCAAUAUCUGGUUGUUCAGGCGGUAGACGGCUGACAGACAACGUAUCGAACAAUUGGCAAAAGCACACAGUGGCAAAAGCAUACUGGAUUCGGGAUAGUAGCGAGUGAACGAACGACGAAGGGCAGGGCUGGAGAAAGCCAUGUAUAUUGUUGAAUAAGUUAUUCUGCAAGAAGCGUUUUUGCGGUAGAGUAUCUGGAGCAGAUUCCGGGUGUUGUGAGUCUAUAACUUGGCCGGUGGGAGAUGCUGAUAGUGGUGCUUGACAGUACUGGCUGGUAGCUAACCUUAGAACCGGGUGUCCGUGCAGCAGAUGUCCAGCAAGUUGCGAAGUCAAGACCUUCUCCGUUCAGAGUCGCUGCAAUUUCUUUGUCAUCAUUCGAUCUUGGCAUCAGGACAUCAUAUGACAUUUACUGAGUCAGGACAUUAUAGGUAUGUGAUGGGACUUGAGCGCAGGUGCGGCUGUGCACCAUCCGACAUG